Megalops cyprinoides (Indo-Pacific tarpon) is the source of this 3203-nucleotide messenger RNA. Its product is annotated as homer protein homolog 1-like. Gene Ontology annotation, biological process: regulation of store-operated calcium entry; G protein-coupled glutamate receptor signaling pathway. The transcript has 9 exons. Gene Ontology annotation, cellular component: plasma membrane; cytoplasm; dendrite. Gene Ontology annotation, molecular function: G protein-coupled glutamate receptor binding. The coding region runs from base 1109 to 2176 and encodes 355 amino acids. Lineage: Eukaryota; Metazoa; Chordata; Actinopteri; Elopiformes; Megalopidae. The record is from RefSeq and is a predicted model, not a curated record.
GCAGCGGUCGCGGAAGCAAGAGUCGGAGUGUUUGCGAAUUGAUAGAUGUAUGUACUGCGAGAUGUAUAUCAAACGUUCUCCCUCUCAUAUUACCUACCUCAUCUGAAUCUUGAUUGUUAUUUUUCGCCUGGUUUAUUUUCUCACGGAAUAAAGGCGAAUGCACAUUUUUCUGGUCUUGUAGGCUAACUGAAUACAUGGAUUGAUGAGAAAGCACCAGGUUUACGGAAAGACGUGGAAAUAAAGCUCAUUACGGAGAACUACUUGUUUUCUUAUUUUUGUAGAUUUUUCUACGGAUGUUAAAUUUGUUUGCUUGUUUGUUUUGUCUUAUCUCUACCUGCGAGACUGAGCAUUUUGCCUUGCCCUGGAGGAAUUUUGAUUAUACGGACGAGAUAUGAACUGCAAUACGAAUGAAUGAAGAUUUUUCAAAAUCACCGGCUAACUGAAAGUGAGGACUGGAAAAACGUUUCUCAUCUUCCUUUCUCUGGUUCAGAACUGCAGUGUAGCUGGUAACGUUCAGCUAGAGGUGUCCGCUUUGGAAAGUAAAUAUCAGAGGUCGUUAUGAAAGAACACGGAGUUGUACCCUGUGUUUCAGACCGAGUGGAUAUUUAAGGGUCAUUUGGAGAUCAGAGAAGGCAACAGCGCUAACAGCCCCCAGUGCACCCUCCCAACGAACCCAAGCGCACCCUGUUCAUCUUGAGAAAAUAGCAUACUUUGUAGCUCGCGUCCAUACAGUCGGAAUUCAAAAAGGGACUCAAUCACUGAAUUUGUUUCAGAGUACCUGUUAUGAUAUCGCUUUCGUGGGGAUUGACCAAUUCCCAAGAAGAACGGGACAUGAUUAUUUGCUGCAAGUAAAAGAAAGUGAAUUAUAUUCAGUUUUAACAGAAUGUUCCUUGCCAAGCACCGAUACUCUUCCGUGGAUUUUCCUGCAAGCCGACUACAUUAAAGAACUGGAUUGAAACAGUCAUGUUUUACUGAAGCAGCCCGAAUCUCAAAGCCGACCAAUAACAGCCAAAGCGGUGUUCUGGGAAAAUACAGGAGGCUAAUUUCAUAAACUACCGAGGAUAUCAUUUUAUCAAAGCGGCGUUAUUUAACUGAUCAAACAAGCAUAAUGGGGGAGCAGCCGAUCUACAGCACCCGCGCCCACGUCUUCCAGAUCGACCCCAACACCAAGAAGAACUGGGUCCCCACCAGCAAGCACGCCGUCACCGUCUCCUACUUCUAUGACAGCACGAGGAACGUCUACAGGAUCAUCAGCCUGGACGGCUCCAAGGCAAUAAUAAAUAGCACCAUCACCCCCAACAUGACGUUCACCAAGACGUCGCAGAAAUUCGGGCAGUGGGCGGAUAGCCGGGCCAACACGGUGUACGGGCUGGGCUUCUCGUCGGAGCAUCACUUGGUGAAGUUUGCGGAGAAGUUUGCAGAGUUCAAGGAGGCUGCGCGGCUAGCCAAGGAGAAGUCACAGGAAAAGAUGGAGCUGACCAGCACUCCCUCUCAGGAGUCGGCCACAGGGGACAUUCAGUCUCCCCUUACCCCAGAGAGCAUCAACGGCACGGACGAAGAGAGGGUCACUCCAGACGCCACCCCGAACUCUGAGCCCCGGAUGGAGCCCACACAGAAUGCACUGCCUUUCUCACACAGCGCCAACAUCACCAAGCACUGGGAGGCGGAGCUGGCGGCCCUGAAGAGCAACAACGCCAAGCUGACGGCGGCGCUCCUGGAGUCCACAGCCAACGUCAAACAGUGGAAGCAGCAGCUGGCAGCCUAUCAGGAGGAAGCCGAGAGGCUACACAAACGGGUGACAGAGCUGGAGUGCAUGAGCGGUCAAACCAACGUCAUCAAGUCACACAAGACGGAGCUCAACCAGACGAUAGAGGAGCUGGAGUCCACUCUGAAGGCCAAGGAAGAGGAAAUGGAGAGGUUGAAGGAAGAAGUGGACAAUGCAAACCAGCUUCAAGCCCAGAGAGACUCUCUGGCACAGAAACUACAGGAGACAGAGACAAGGAACAAAGAGCUGGAGGCGCAGCUGACGGAGGUGGAGCAGCGGCUGGAGACCAGCCAGCUGGAGCAGGAGGCCUUCCGCAAGAACCUCAAGACCCUGCUGGAGAUCCUGGACGGGAAGAUCUUCGAGCUGACGGAGCUGCGGGACAACCUAGCCAAGCUCAUCGAGGGCAGCUAAAGCACCCCCUCCCCACCCCCCAACCCCCACACCACCACCUCUGCUUCAGAGAAAAAAACACCCACGCGGCACAGAAACGCUCGCCGUGACACACGAGAAACUCAGAGGGGCCGUCUGGGGGAGUCCCGCCUACCUUUCUUUCUUCUCCGCCCAGCUGGAACACGAUUAUUUCAUUCUGAACACACGGCAAACAAUAAACUUCUCCUCAUGUUUUUUUCAGUGUUAGUAAUAUUCCUUUGUGGGAGACUAUUCAGUAUGUUUUUUUUUUUCUUACAUUUUCAAAGGGGUGGUAUAUUCGGUGUAUCGUGCCUCACCCCAGGUAGUGAGCACUUCUUAAGUUUGUUAAUGCGGUACUCUUCUCAGUUGGUUUCUGUUUUCCUCUUGUUGUUUGGACAUGGCAGUUAACGUUACCAAACCAAUGUGAAGUGGCGGACUCGGACAGCCGAGGCUGUGUAGUGAUAUCUCUGGAAUCCUCGCCCCCGACGUUCUAAUCGGCCGCGGGGGAUUCUGUGCCACCAGCGCCCCAGCAGGCGGUGAAGCGGGCUGCUGACGCGACAGGUGGGUGACUCAGUGUCGACGGGAGCCCAGUCAGUCACAGCCAGCCUUAAAGGCCUUCUUUCGCUCCGAAACGAAACUUCCCUCACAAAGAGCCGCUGCGUGCGGAAGAGGCACUGAGUUAAGGCGCAAACAAAAUGAGCAAUACGGGAGGGAGCGUCCGGAAGCCGCUGCAAUCUCCCAGUCAGGUACUCUGUUCAUCUCCUGUGCGGAUUGGACACGAUGGCGAGACUCUCAUGUCACAGAAACACAGCGAGGCUGUUCCUCGCACAGCGCUGGGAUUGGUCUGCAGUGAACACAGAGCAGUCUUUUAAUUUCUAUACACUUUCUUUCUUUUUUAUAUGUCUAUGAAUCAAAUUUAUAUUCCUUGUAAAAACUGAACUAUAAAGCACUUGAAUCUGGAAUUUGUUCUCCCGUGUUUGUUGCCGGAAGAGGCACAAUGAUAGACUCGACUCCCUAAAUUUUCUGAUAU